GUAAGUCGCGAGAUAUAUACGUCACACAUUACGUCAUCGCUUCCGACGCACGUUGCUCGUUAGGUUGUUUAGCUAUUAGCAGUGAAGCUGUGAGAUCUACACCUCUACACAUGGAGAAUGGAUGCAAAGACGUGUUGUUUUCACGUGGAAGUGGACAGAGUGACGAUUCAGAUAUAUGGGAUGACACAGCAUUGAUAAAGGCUUAUGACAAGGCAGUUGCAUCAUUCAAGACUGCCCUCAAGGGUGAAGAAGAAGAUGAGCCGGAAGCUGCAACCUCCAAGAAAAACCAACCAGGAAAAAAACGCAAGAACAACAAAAAGAACCAGAGCAGGAAAAGAGCCAAUGCACCACCGGAUAAAGAGUGGCAGGUUGGGGACUCGUGCAGUGCUUACUGGUCAGAGGACGGCCAGCUCUACGCAGCCACCAUCUCCUUCAUAGAUGAGAAGCGGGGCACUUGUAUAGUUGUUUUUACAGGAUACGGCAACGAGGAGGAGCAGAACCUUGAAGACUUGCUAUCAGAGAUUUCUGAGGGUGAUGAGGAAACAAAUACCAAGGUGAAGGAGACAGAAUCGUCAACAGAGGAGAGCGACAGGUCAACCACGCCAAACCAACACAAACAGCAGCCACACAGUAAACCCCAGAAGUCCAAGGCCCACAGAGAGCCUCCUCCCAUGUGGGCUCCUGGUUUCCCCGGGUUUCCUCCAGGUCCUCCUCCCAUGCAUGCUUUCAGACAGGGGGGAAGCAGACGAUCUGGUGGUCACGGGCCUGUACCUCCUUCCUGGCCUCCCAUGAUGCCUUUUGGUCCACCAAUGAUCCCUCCACCUCCGCCGAUGAGCCCCGACAUGGUGGAUGACGAGGCUUUGAGCAGCGUGCUCAUCUCCUGGUACAUGAGUGGAUAUCACACGGGAUACUACAUGGGGUUGAAACAAGGACGCAAAGAAGCUGCCAAUUGGACGAAGCUGCACCACAAAUGAAAUGAUCAACUCAACAUUUCAUAGUUUCAGUUUCUCAGGAUGUCACCCGGAGCAGCAGCCACCCUCCCUGUUGUGUCUGAUGUGUGUUUUUCUUGUUCCAAUGAAAUGUUAUAUACUUAAGUGUACAUGCUGUGAACACAACGUUCAUCGGAGCUCAAGGAGGAGAGUUUUGUAUUCUUUGUAAAUAGAUUAAAUAAAGGCUAUCAGCACAGUUGAUAACUCGCUCAA
Messenger RNA from Sebastes umbrosus (honeycomb rockfish), 1202 nucleotides. It is a transcript of the gene smn1, whose product is annotated as survival of motor neuron 1, telomeric. Gene Ontology annotation, biological process: mRNA processing. Gene Ontology annotation, molecular function: RNA binding. Gene Ontology annotation, cellular component: cytoplasm; nucleus. Bases 111 to 974 code for a protein of 287 amino acids. NCBI's taxonomy places the organism in Eukaryota, Metazoa, Chordata, Actinopteri, Perciformes, Sebastidae. The record is from RefSeq and is a predicted model, not a curated record. The transcript is spliced from 8 exons.